AUGGAUCUCGACCAGUACGACGAGUUCGGUAACUACAUCGGCCCUGAAUUGGAGGGCUCAGAGGACUCGGAUGACGAUGAAGCCGCCAUAGAGGCCGCAGCAGCUGCAGACGCUGCUGCUGCUGCUGCCGCGGCAGCCGCUGGCGCUGCAGGAGGGGGUGUCUCUGCAGCUGAAGGCGACCUGGCUCGUCGUGGCUUAGUGCGGAUGGACGAAGAUGACUCUCAGCAGCAGCAGCAGAAGCCCGUGCCUCACGAGUUGAAGCAGUAUUACCCCACUGCCGCUGAGGUGUAUCCUGAGGCUGAGACGCUAGUGCAGGAGGAGGAUUUGCAGCCGAUUACGGAGCCCAUAAUAGCUCCGACUAAGGUGUCAGACUUUGAUUUGCUGGAGACACAGCUGCCCGAGACGACUUUCUCCUUCGACUACCUCGCCAGCCUCAUGCACACCCCGCACUGCGUGCGCAACAUAUGCCUCCUGGGCAGUUUGCACUCGGGCAAGACCACUUUCGUUGACAUGUUGGUGGAGGAAACGCACCCGCACCGCUUGCCCCCCGGGCUGUCGCUGCUGACGCAGCACGUGGACACCCCCCACGCGAACAAGAGGCACAAGACUUACUUCCGCAGGUACACAGACACCCGAGCCGACGAGCAGAAGAGGGGCCUCUCCAUCAAGGCUGUGCCCAUAUCCCUCGUGCUGCAGACCUCAGCGCAUUUUAGGUCACGCACCCUGAACCCCCAAACGCGCGCGGAAGCGCAGCGGCAGGAGGCAGCAGAGGCGACGGCGGAGACCGACGAGAACAACAGCAGCAACGGCAACAGCAGCAGCAACGGCAACAGCAGCAACAGCAGCAACAGCAGCAGCAGCGGGGAGGAGGCGGAGCCAUAUGUGCCUUUUGUGGGGCCGCGCAGCUUCCUAUUUAACAUUAUUGACACCCCCGGCCACGUCUGCUUUUCAGACGAAGCGAGUGCUGCUAUGCGUAUUUGUGAUGGUGCUGUUUAUUUCAUUGAUGCACUAGAGGGACUGCCUGCUGCUGGAGCUGCGCAGCUGGCGCAGGUGCUAGAGGAAGGGUUGGGGCUCGUGGUGGUGCUCAACAAAAUAGACAGACUCAUUUUAGAGCUCAGGCUCAGGCCUCAAGAUGCCUACUAUAAAAUUAAGUGCAUGCUAGACGAGUUAAAUGAGACGCUGGAGACGUUGUGUUCCGUGAGGGGCCUUCCUCGUGUGGUGAUAUCUCCUCGCCACAGAAAUUUGCUGUUUGCAAUGAGUCAGUUUUCGUUUGUUUUUACUGUGGAGUCCUUCGCCGCGCUUUAUUUCGAUUCCUAUGUAUUCAACCCCACUGCAGCAGCAGUGGCAGCAAAAGAAGCAGCAGCAGCAGACAACAGCAGAAGGGAUAAAGUCAGUCUCUUUGGGGGCGUACCCGUGCAGAAACUGCUCGAAGCAGAAGCGCUUCAGCAGCAGCAGGAUGACAGCAACAGCAGCAACAGCCGUCGGCGGCGGCAAAAGGAAUCUGAGGAAGAAACGCAAGACAGGAGCAACAACAACCCUGAUGACGUGUACACUCAGCUGGAGCUCUUUGAAAUUGCACUCUGGGGAGACUUCUAUAGAGAUCCAGAGACAAAUAAGGUUGUGUCUACCCCUCCUUUCCCGGAUGCACCUCGUAUGUUUGUUGAGUUCAUUUUGGAGCCUCUCUACAAAUUGCUGGCGCACUGCGUGGCAGAAGAGAGACCGACACUGGAGCCCACACUGGCUGAGUUGGGUAUAAAACUCAAGUCUGAAGACUAUUUGCUGGAUAGCAGAACGCUUUUGAAGAGAGUCCUUUCAGUGUUCUUCGGGGACUCGAGCUCGUUCGUUGACUGCGUGGUUGAGAAGAUAAAGGACCCUAAAACGAACGCCAUAACUAAAGUGCAGCGGGUCUACACUGGGAGCCAGGAGGGUGAAGUGGCAACUGCAAUGAAGGCUGUGGACAAGCGCAGCCCGUGCCUCAUGAUCUACACCACCAAAAAUUACCACCGGCCUGCCAACUACGCGGCCUUUGAUUUGCUGGGCAGAGUCAUGAGCGGCACAGUUUACAAGGGACAUAGAGUGUUGGGAGAGGCGUUUUCUCUUGAUGAUGAUGAGGACCAAUUGAUAAGAGAGGUUACUCACCUGUGGAUACCCAUGGGCAGGUACAGAGUUGAGGUUGACUGUGUGCCAGCAGGCAGUUGGGUCCUUCUGGGCGGCUGCGAUCUGUCUGUGAAGAAGACAGCCACCAUCACUUCUCUUGACCACCAAUGCGAAGUCGAGAUUUUCAGGCCGCUGCAGUUCAUAGCUGCCCCUGUGCUCAAAGGUUUGAGAAGGAUAGACAAGGCCUAUCCGAUAGCGCAGACAAAAGUGGAAGAGUCAGGUGAACACGUAAUUUGCGGCACUGGGGAGCUCUACUUGGACUGCUUGCUGCAUGACCUGCGAAUCUUAUACGGUAAUAUGGAGGUGAAGGUCAGCGACCCAGUCGUCAAGUUCUGUGAAACGGUAGUGGAAACCAGCGCCCUAAAGUGCUUCGCAGAGUCGCCAAACAAGAAGAAUAAGCUUUACAUGAUUGCCGAGCCCCUUGAGAAACGGAUUGCAGAUGAUCUCGAGAAAGGACACAUUAGCGACAAAUGGGACCAGAGGACUCUGGGUGAGCAUUUCUCUUCUCAGUACGGGUGGGAUCUGCUGGCGGCUAGGUCUAUUUGGGCAUUCGGGCCCUCAGCAAGAGGGUCUUGUGUACUACUGGGAGAGGUGUUCAACGCCGAGUUCCAGCGCCUUGUUUCGCAACAGAAGGGGGCCUUGCUGCCAUUUAAGGAAAGUGUUAUCCAAGGCUUCCAAUGGGCGACCAGAGAGGGCCCCUUGAUUGAGGAGAACGUGAAGGGCGUGCGCUUCAAGCUGGUGGAUGCAGAGAUAGCAAAAGAUGCAGUGCACAGAGGAGGGGGCCAGAUUAUUCCUAGUGCGAGGCGCGUGGCCUACUCCGCUCUGCUGCUCGCCACUCCCAGGCUGCUGGAGCCAAUCAUGUUUUCCGAGAUCCAGUGUCCAGCAGAUUGCGUCUCAGCCAUUUAUACAGUGCUUGCACGGAGGCGCGGCAAUGUAGCUCGCGAUAUGCCCAAGCCGGGAACCCCCCUCUACAUUGUGCACGCAUACUUGCCAGCCAUAGAAUCCUUUGGCUUCGAGACAGACCUCAGGACACACACAAGUGGUCAGGCAAUGUGCUUGACCGUCUUCGACAACUGGUCCAUAGUUCCAGGGGACCCUCUGGACAAGCAGAUUGUGUUCAAGCCGUUAGAGCCAGCGCCAGCUCCUCACCUUGCCAGAGAAUUCCUACUCAAGACGAGGAGAAGAAAAGUGGGCUGUGGUGGUGCUGCUGCUGCUGCUGAGGCUUUGGGUGCUGCCGCUUCUCGAGCUUUGGAGCUCUGUUUGUCUGCCGCUGUGCAGUUGAAGUACUGCUGA
Messenger RNA from Eimeria necatrix, 3450 nucleotides. RefSeq names its product U5 small nuclear ribonucleoprotein, putative. Gene Ontology annotation, biological process: mRNA splicing, via spliceosome. The coding region runs from base 1 to 3450 and encodes 1149 amino acids. NCBI's taxonomy places the organism in Eukaryota, Apicomplexa, Conoidasida, Eucoccidiorida, Eimeriidae. The record is from RefSeq and is a predicted model, not a curated record. Gene Ontology annotation, molecular function: GTP binding; U5 snRNA binding; translation elongation factor activity. The transcript is spliced from 17 exons. Gene Ontology annotation, cellular component: U2-type catalytic step 2 spliceosome; U4/U6 x U5 tri-snRNP complex; cytosol.